Molecule: messenger RNA, 2083 nt
Organism: Sebastes umbrosus (honeycomb rockfish)
Lineage: Eukaryota; Metazoa; Chordata; Actinopteri; Perciformes; Sebastidae
Product: alpha-1,6-mannosylglycoprotein 6-beta-N-acetylglucosaminyltransferase A-like
Exons: 15
Coding region: 55-2031 (658 amino acids)
Biological process (GO): protein N-linked glycosylation
Cellular component (GO): Golgi apparatus
Molecular function (GO): alpha-1,6-mannosylglycoprotein 6-beta-N-acetylglucosaminyltransferase activity
Source: RefSeq, a predicted model, not a curated record
CCCCCACCUCCCUUGAAGAACUACAAAGAUGAAUUACAGUUCCUUCAGAUUAAUAUGCAGGCAGAAAAAGAGAAAGGACAACUGAGGGAUGAUGUGAUCAAAGACAUGCGUUCGGAUAAACUCCAACUGCAGCAACAAGUGGCUCACCUGGAGGAACUCCUAAAGCUGCAGGCAGAGAAGGAAAAGAAGAAGGAAGUCCAACAAGUCAAAACGGAAGAGCCAAUCGAAGAGGAUAAAAAUUGCCCAUUGCCGCCCAUGGAUGGACACCCAGACUGCAAGGGGAAAUUGAAGUGGAUGAAAAACAGUUGGAAGACUGACCCUUGCUACAGCAGUUAUGGGGUGAAUGGGUCUCUGUGCUCCAUCCUUACCUACCUCAGUGAGAUAGAGUCCUGGUGUCCCUUGCUUCCAGGCCGAGUGAAGCCUGUAGUGGAAAAAUCAGAGGUUACGAAAAAGAUGGGGCCUGCAGUGGUACGGGAAAGUCUAACAGAUCUGUAUCCACCUAUGGCAAAUAGAAAACAGUUCCGUUGGAUUCACCAAAGAAUUCGCAGUAUGGAAAACAUUUGGGUCGAGGCUGGACGCUCUCUGUCGGCCAAAUACAACCUCACAGAGAGGAAAGCUAAAAAGAUUCUGGUGCAUCCUGGAGCAGUGACAGAUGAAUCAGGUUUUAGAAUAGCAGACUCUUCCUUUAAUGGGGGCCCCCUUGGGGAACUAGUCCAGUGGAGUGAUCUCAUCUCCACACUUUACAUCCUGGGUCACGAUCUUCACCUUUCUGCCUCCUUACCUGACCUCAAGCAAUUUCUAGGGCUUUCGACAGGUAGCUGCCCAACUCGUCAUUCAAACGUGGAAGCAGACCUGAUCUAUACAGACAUUAUUGGUCUUAAACAGAUUCAGACAGCACUAGGGACAUCUUGGAUCGAAUACAGGUGCAAGUUUCGUGUGUUGGACACUUUCGGCACUGAGCCAGACUUCAAUCAUGUAGCUUGGGCCAAAAAGCACAACCUUAAGGGUCCAUUUGGCAACCUGAACAUGAUCCCAAUGCAGUUCUACACAAUGUUCCCUCAUACACCAGACAACACAUUCCUGGGCUUUGUGGUGCAGCACCAGAUGAGCUCUGAAGAAACCGAGCAGUUGAAGUCUGUCGGAAGAAAAAACCAGGCCCUUGUGUACGGCAAGAGAGCCAAGUUUUGGGAGGGUAAAGGAGCAUAUCUGGACAUCAUCCAUAAGUACUUGGAGGUCCAUGGGACAGUUGAUAAAUCCGUUUCGAUUCCAAGCUAUGUGAAGAACCACGGCAUUGUCAAAGGCACUGAGGUUCAGGCCCUGUUGAGACAGAGCAAGGUUUUUGUUGGAUUGUCUUUCCCGUAUGAAGGCCCCGCCCCAUUGGAGGCCUUAGCCAAUGGCUGUGCUUUCCUGAACCCCAGGCUACACCCUCCGCAGAGUAGCCUGAAUUCAGAGUUCUUCAAGGGGAAGCCUAACACCAGAGAGGUGGCAUCCCAGCAUCCUUAUGCCGAAGCCAUAGGUGAGCCGUACGUAUGGAUGGUAGACAUGCACAACUCCACAGAUGUGGAGAGAGCUCUCACUGCUAUCCUCAAUCAGACUAUUGAGCCCUACCUUCCCUAUGAGUUUUCCUGUGAAGGGAUGCUCCAGAGGGUCAACGUCCUGAUUGAAAAACAGGACCUCUGCACCAGUACAGGGAGCUGGCCCCCACUGAGCGCGCUCCAGGUUGUGAAAGCGAAGGCCCAAACGUCCUGUAAACAGGCAUGCCAGAAGGCAGGGCUUAUCUGUGAACCUGCAUUCUUCCCACAUCUUAACAAAGUACAGAAUCUUGCCAACUUCAGUGUAGAUUGUAAAACAUCAGAGCUUUCCGACAGUCAAUUGGUGUUUCCAGCCUACAACAGCAGUAGUAAACACUGUCUGUUCCAGUCCGACCCCCUGCUCUUCAGCUGUGUGAGAUCGGACCAGUCCUUGACUCGCAUCUGCCCCUGUAGAGACUACAUUAAGGACCAGAUAGCUUUAUGCAAAGCAUGUAUCUAACUGUUGGAUGGAAAACAAAACCUAUGUACAUAAAGUUCAAUAAAAAGUAUUU